Molecule: messenger RNA, 6196 nt
Organism: Oncorhynchus mykiss (rainbow trout)
Lineage: Eukaryota; Metazoa; Chordata; Actinopteri; Salmoniformes; Salmonidae
Product: RING finger protein 24
Biological process (GO): proteasome-mediated ubiquitin-dependent protein catabolic process
Cellular component (GO): endomembrane system
Molecular function (GO): ubiquitin protein ligase activity; zinc ion binding
Source: RefSeq, a predicted model, not a curated record
CAGCAAUCCCGCGUACACACUAUACACGACUCUUGUCUCCGUUAAAACGGACUAGGAGGAGGGACUACGAGCACUACGUGCUUGAAGAACCGUUCAAAAUUGACCACAGGGAUAUUGGACACCUGGAAAUCAACACAUAUAGUCGUUUUAGGAGCAGUUGUCGCCUUUAAAAAAAUAAUCGGUUUAAAUUUAUCGUGAUGUCCGCUUCGCAGUUUUUUUGUUGUUGUCUGUUACAGUGUUGAUAAAUAUUGCCACAUCGCUAGCCAGCAAGCCAAUAUCGAGCAAACCGGAGUCAACAACCAACACCGCGAGUUGAAUGAAGACUCUUUGCACGGGCUGUAGCCUGUCCCGUGUAGAUAAGACAGCUGUCUAACGUUACUGUCGCUAGUUAUCUGAAGUGCAGAGUAUUUUUUGUUUGUUUCAUUGGCCUGCGAGUUCUCUCAUUGGUAUUGGUGAAGAAGAGACGAGCAGAUUUUGAGGACGGUAUUGAUUGGAUAUCCAUGAGCUCCGAUUUCCAGCACUACAGUUUCAGGAUGCCUAAUAUUGGGUUCCAGAACCUUCCCCUCAACAUCUACAUUGUGGUGUUUGGGACCGCCAUCUUUGUCUUCAUCCUCAGCCUUCUCUUCUGCUGCUACUUGAUAAGGUUAAGGCACCAGGCGCACAAGGAGCUGUAUGCAUACAAACAAGUUAUACAGAAGGAAAAGGUCAAAGAGCUAAAUUUGCAUGAGAUAUGUGCGGUGUGCUUGGAGGAGUUCAAACAGAAAGACGAGCUGGGGAUUUGCCCGUGCAAACACGCCUUUCACAGGAAGUGCCUCAUUAAGUGGCUGGAGGUGAGGAAGGUGUGCCCGCUGUGCAACAUGCCUGUUCUGCAGCUCGCCCAACAGGCGGGCGUCACCAUCGACGUCACCGUGCCCAUACAGCAGCACCUGCCAGGCGUGGAAAAUCCGGUGUAGCGCAAACCGCAGUGCACACACACACACACACACACAACUUCACACACAUGUACAGGUACACUUAUGCCUCGAUCACACCGACAGCAUCAUUGCAUUUUUGGUACACCAGAAGUACAUUCAUUUCCAAUGGAACGCUGUGUUUACCUGGCAUACGUUCGCCGCUGCAUCAAAUUGUAUGCGUAGGCGGCUUGACAGAAAUGGUAGCAGAAGAGGAAUGCUGAAAUUUGUUGCACACAUAUCCAGAUGAUGCUGUGCACCAUUUUGCGCAAUGGCUCUGUAGGUGCGAUCGAGGCGUUAUAUAUGAUUAAAAGACAGGACAGACAAUGGAGGAACACAACAGUGUUACGAUGCAGACAGGGACUCACGGCGACGAAGAAGUGAAUCUGCUGCCUCUCCUCCUCUCAUCUCUCUGCCUUGGUGGAUUCACAUGAUGAUUUUUUUAUAUAUAAUUACGGUUCUUUUUAUUGACAAUUAAAUGUUUUCUUGUGGACACAGCCGUGGUCACUAUUCUGACCGUUUCACAACCAAAGCACUUUUCUGGGGACACCAACGCGUGACGAAUAAGAGACAUAAAAACCAACAACUACCACACGUUGAUAUGAAAAUGGCUUCAUCGUUUCGUUUUCUUUUUAACGACUAAACUUGUAUUUUUUUUUUCUUUUUCUACAAGCACUUUAAACAUUUUACUCAAACUUAAAUUGCUUGUGAGGAGGUUGUAGUAGCAACAAGGUUAUUUUAUUAUUACGAUUAACUUUUUUUGUAUGUACAUACAGAGCCACAUUAGUUAAUUUUAUAGUUGAGUGAAGAUUUUUUUUGGGGGGGCCAAUACUAUCUUAAAGGGACAGUAGCCUCCAAAUGAAUUGACUUUGGGAUGCUCAAGGAACUGCAGAAUUCUGUGGCCUGAUCCUCCCUCUCACUCACACAUGCAAAAAAGGAUAUUGGAGGUGUGUUUAUGAAGGGAGGGUCACCCCAACCUCAGUACUUGGUGUUUAAACAACUUAAUGUGAAUUAAGAGAGCAAUGGGUUCGAAUGUGGGGUUGUGAUUAGGAUGUGAUUCACCGGUGCAUCCGACUCUGCGUCCCCUCUUGCAUAUGAAGGUUGUACAGUUUGUUACUCACUGCACACCUCAGCGUCUGCGUUCCCAAAUGGUACCCUAUUCUCUAAAAAGUGCACUAUUUGGGACACAGGAUUUUUUUACCACAAGGCUUUUCUGUGGCCACUUUCACGGUCUGCAUCUGUCAUUACAGAAAAAAAGUUACUAUUCUGUUUGUGAACUAAUUGUUAAAACGCAACAAUGCAGAGGUCGUAUUUUCAUUGAAAGAUUUUUCACUGAGGUUUUUAUAAGGGUCGACUCAAAUUAAAAUAGUAGAAUUACCCAGAUACACACUCCCAACUGUGGAGGGGUCCUGGCCUCAGUCACUUCCUGUGGACGAGCGACCAGGGAAGUAAGAGUAACCCAACACCCCGAGCCCAUGGCACCCCUAGAGCUAACAUCCAAUCAUAUGCCUCUGUUCUUGUUACAUAAGAACCCCCCCCCAGCCCGCAGCGCUCCCAAAGCAUUACUCAUUCAGCUUGUGGCAACGGAGCGCUAUGAAAACACAUAGUUGGAAGACUCCUCUUUUGGUUUUCUAUGUUUAAAAAUACAUCCCUCUCUUGCUGUCCUCUGGUUUGAGUUUGAAUGAGGUUUAGCCUGAUGUAAGUCUAAAACAACUAUCCCAAUCUACACACUAAAUAGUGAACAAGAGUACUUCAUAUAAUGACGAGAUGAAUUAUAUUCCAUAUGGUCUCCGACGUGAUCAUGUCUAGAAUCAUAUAUUCUAUAGGCUAAUCUUUAUGAAACCUAGAACAAAUACUGGUCCACUGAGGCAGGGGGUUCUUAAACUUUUCCAGUUUGAGCCCCAAAUUAGAAAUUGAUCAUCCUCCCCUGACCCAAAUGGUCCUCCAACAACCCAAAUGAAGAAGAAAUAGGGCGUGAUUAUAUUCUCACAUGCCCAGAACCCACUUUGGGUGAGGACCCAUAGUUUAAGAAACCCUGCACUAAGGCAUUGUUGCAUUUUGACUGCUAUACAUUAAACGUAUAAAACCAGACAAGUUUGCUCAGUUCAUUGCAUUUCCAACUUCUGACACAGAAUGAUGGUAGUGAACGCUACAGGGCUACACAGCACUGCCUUGGAAUGUGAACGGCUUGGUGAAAUGUAUCAAGCUGUAACACUAUGCAAACUAAGCAACAAACCUCGUCUCUUGUUUGCUAGCCGUUACUGAUGUCGUAACAGGAGCACCCGGGGAUUCACUUCAUUCUCAAUUCUGUCAACGAUUCAAAACUGCUUCUGUGAUUAAUUACUAAACGCUAUUUAGCUUUAGCUUAGCAUUGAUCUAAUUAGGCUAUGAGGGAUAUAGGCUAAGCAUCUAGUUGAAAUUCUGGCAGCACUCAGCAUAUCGGUCAACACACAUACGUACGUUCCCAGUAGAUGUCAUUGAGCUGGUAUAGGCCCUGGUCAGCAGUCGUAAAGAAUUGCAGUGUUUUAGCAGGCUCAUUCUAGCGCUUUCCCCAAUCGCUCUCUCCACACUGGUGUUUUGUUCACCUCUACACACGCACACCAAUCCCUCUACCCUUGUGCUUUGUUCCACCACCUUUUGUGGGAUCACUGUAGUAAAAGUGCUGUGUGAUAGUUUGGAACAGAGGGGGAUAGUGUCUCAUAGUUCAGGGGUCAGCUUGUGUCAAAGGUCACAGACUAGAUCUAGGUGAUGGGUCAUAAUAAUGCUGUUCAAUACAACUUUAUUUAUAAGACAGCCUGGUCUGUCCUAACAGGUUCGAUUUGGUUCUUCCCUCAAGUGUUUGUAACUUUUCAGGAACCUGGCUUUUUCAGUGCUGAGCAUCAGGCCCAGCUCAAGAACCACUGUGCUUGUGUCUCCUACAAAUGGAAUGGUAUUCUUAGAAUUCUAGUCAUUCUAUGAACUGUCUUCCAUUUUUGAAGUGUUAAGACCACCGAGUCAUCAACCACCCAACGAAAUUGACUGUGUCCAUUGGCUUCACUUUCGAACAACAACCGAGAGGAAUGUUAGCCUACUGUAGCUAGCUGGUGAAAUGAAUAGUAGAACAUGUUGCCGCCAAUAUCAGAAACAAUGUCUCCCCCGCCCCACCCAAUAAUAUCUAUUGUAUUUGAGGAGGAUGACAAUUUCGAUUAUGAUAUUUUUUUUACUUGUGCUUUUACUUACGAUGUGUUUAUAUUUUGGCCAUUUGUUUGAAGAGACACUAGUCUGGCUGAAUGUGGAAUGAUAAAAACCAUAACCUUUUUAUUGAAGGAGCCCGCCGUUGCUAGCAUGUGCGGGCCGCUUCGGUACCCGUUUGACUCUUCUUGGUUCUGCUGUGUGGCUACACACACAAAUUUGCCUCGCAGAAACCAAUGGAGGCGUCACCCUUUCUGUAUAUCACUCAAAUAGCAUAUAAGUAUAUAACACCUCCUUUGUACGAAGACACUUCAACUCGGAUAUCCAUCUCAAAACUCCCACGUUUGACUGGUCCAAAGUUAUCUUUUGACAACAAGCCCCACCACUUUCUUAUGCCCUUAAGACUCCUAUAUUGUAACCCGUAGCCAACAGGAAACACAGCCAGUCUUGAAGCUUCAUCCUCCACUACGUGUGGUUGUCUCCGAGUUGACGGUUUAGAGGGAGAUAUGACAUAGGACUGGGAGACACCGAUCAUGUGAAAGCAUGCGAUGAAAUGGCACCUGCAACCAAUUUGACCAUUGUAAUUGUACAUAGAGUAGUAGCAGUGUUGGUAGGAAGGCAUACUGCAUAAACACUUUUUACUGUGAGGGGUUGUGCAUUGUGCACCGAUAAUUCUUCCAUUGAAAACACUGCAACUGCGCACUUAGAACUGCCAUUUGCCCAGCCGAGAAUUGUAACAAUGCCAGCCAUUUUGUAAUGUUUUCUUUCAAAUGAGAGUUGAAGGUCAGAAGAGAAACCUUUAUCUAUUUACCCCAUAAUUUCUUCCUGUGUAACUCCCUAAUCCUUCCCCCACGCUUCUUGGGCCAGACGACAUGGUUCUAGGUUCUCUCCGAGUCCUGGAAAGUAGCCACGGUCAAGUGCCAGAACAGCAGGCAGUUAUAGGCCCUUACGCAAGAGGAAGGAAUAAUGUGUAUAUUCAUAGUGAAUAAUCACCUGUCGUCUACUAGUUAUUACUGCACAAGGUACCAGGCCAAAUCUAUUUGAAAAACAUUGGGAGUUUGGACGGUUGAUGAAUUUAGUGAUGAGUCACCCUACUGUAAUCUCCAUGGACGUCAGCACUGUUCCAGAGAACGCCAGGACAUUGGGCUGUAAUAUUAAAGGACUAUGAUGUACUUGCUUCAAUAUCAUGAAUUACUGAGAGGAGAGUGAGGCUCUUUGUCACCACAGCAACCAAAUUACGUAAUAACGGGCCCCUUAUCGUGUGUCCUUUCUAUAAGGUGCUUUUAUCUCAGAAAGUAUACCCAGAGACAGAAGAGGAAGUGGGACAUCCCGCUCCCUUGUUUAUUUUCUGUUUCAAUGGAAGCCAAAUGAACUAAGUAGACCAGACCAAGCUGCUAUUGCAUUGGUGUCUUCAGUAGAGCCAUCCCCUUAAGUAGACGCUCUAUUCAAUGGUGAACGGCCUGAGUCAACCAUCUUUUGUAUACCUAGCUGUUGGCAGCCAUUUUGUGGGCCAGGCCUCAAGGUCAAAGCUGUGUAAAUUGGCCACUUGGGCCUCUAACACGUCACUGCCUCACUGAAAACUCUCAAUGUUGUGUAUGGUGUGCAUUUAUUCAGUGUAUAGUUCUUGUAGUGCACCCCCCCCCCCCUUCUCUCCCUUUAAGUACAUCCCCUGUCUCGCCCCUACCACACUUUAUCCCAACCUCCCACUCCAAUAGCCACCACCUUCUCCUCUCAAUAAAUCAACCUACCCCACCAUCUUACCCCAACCUCCCACUUUAUCCACCAGCCCACACUUUCUUCCCUUGAUGGGUGAACCCUACCCCAUCCUCAUUGGGGGGUCUUACCCAUCCUACCCUGUGAUAUAACAUUGUUUAUAAAAUUAAGAAUUCUGCAGCAGAAUAUUUUUGAAGAAAUAUGCUGUACAGUAUUUGUAAGCUCUAUUUUUGUAUAUUUAAUUGCCAUUUUGGAAAGAAAAAGUAAUGAAUGCAUUUCUUUUGCUAAUUGUUUUAUUCAUAAUGUUUUUUUGCAUGUGACUGACUUGAACUGUAAAUAAAAUGACCACGUUUUGGAAAUAA